Molecule: messenger RNA, 1490 nt
Organism: Amoebophrya sp. A25
Lineage: Eukaryota; Dinophyceae; Syndiniales; Amoebophryaceae
Source: the annotation of a GenBank genome assembly
GGGAAACCAAAACUGUGAAGUUAUUGCGGGAUUUUCACUAUUUUGCGGAGGUGCAUAUGACUGGUAAUUAGAUUUUUCUGCGAGAUAUGUCCUGUCAUGCAAAUUGGUCUUGUUCUCGUCCGAGUUGAAAUCCAAUCCAACCAGUUGAUGAGCAUAGUUUUCGUUAGCCACGAACACGAUCAAGAGAAAACAUAAUCACAAACAUUCCCGUGCUUAAAAAAUCUAGCAAAUUCUCGAAAUAAUCCACCAAAGGAAAAGAGAGAAGGCCACAAGUCAAGAUGCUGUCCCGCAUACUUUCCCGGAAUAUUUGCAAGGCGCCUCGCCAGCCUGCUACGCAGCGAACGGGUAUUUUUGAUGUCUUCCGAUGGAUUAUCGAGUUCGAUAUUCAUAUUGUCCCUACAAAAGAAAUUCUUGUUCCUUUUAUCACUAUUUCGACAUGGACCCCGAUCUCAAUCAAACAUGGUAUAAUAACUUCUCCCGCUCAGCAGGCAAGCGAUUUUUUUCUGAGAAGGUUGAGGUCCGAGGGCAGUCGACAGCAACCCAGACGCCGAUUAUGUACUACAGCAGUACACAACAGGCGACUUCCUCGAUCAAUCAUCGACUCUUCUACAUUAACGCCGUUGGUACCAUUAAUCUUUUCAAGAAAGCAAGUUAUCAACACAGUUUGUCAAACUCAAACAUGGUUUCGAUGGAUUUUCCAAACACAUAUGGAUAUCCUAAACCAGCCCGAUAAUGAUAGAAAAGAGUACCAAGUGUAAAUUCCAAUUUGGCAGAUGAAAAUGAAAGUGAAAAAGCAAGUCAAACCCAAUCGCAAUCGCUUUUGCAACAUAUAAAUCGCAGCAAUGUUGGCCGUCGCCGACGCUUUCAACACGCUAGUUGACUACUGAGCCAGCAUUCGAAGCGUUAAGCGCACCGGGGAGAAAUGUCGAGUGUCGCGCCGAACUGCCGCGGCACUCGCGAAGAAGGCAUAUUAAAGAUCUACUCUGGGAUGUGAAUUUUUUCAAUUUUCCACUAUGUCGCGUUGAUGUCAUACCAAGAAAAGCAGCGGUAUGAAAAAAUAUCGACUCUGCAUCACAAUCACUAGCACUACUCGGUAUAAGGAACUUUGUGUUUUGCUCUUGUUGGUGCACCUCCACCAGUUACGGCUUGUUAUAUUUCUGAAAAUAAGAUCGGAGACGGAUCAGGAAGAUCUCAAUCUUAGCUAGAAGUAGAUCAAAGCUAAAGCACCAAGAAAAUUCCAAGCCAGUUAUUGAGUGAGGAAGAUAAAUGAUCAACAUCACCUCAAUAUCUCGGAGAAGUUCCCAGGAAAUUGGAGCACCUUCUAUUGCUUACAGAAAAGAUCUAGAUUAUGAAUUCUCAUCCUCACACUCAAUCAUCAUUGAGGUCAACAUCAAGGAUACAUUCGCGGAUUAUAUUCGCAACCUGUAAGUCUAUCUCAGACAGGCUUUAUCUGCCUAGAUCUACAUGAAGAUCUUGCUUUUGGCUCAGUG